UAUUGCUAAAAGCGUAAAACUAAACUCACUCACUGAAACUGUUCCAUGAUGAACCGAACUAGGUACAGCGGUCUACUGUUUUACUAGGUAGCCUGUCACGUGACACUGUCAACCAGGAAGUAAUGUGAUCAAGAGGCCUCCGUAAUAUCGUCGAUCUGGACACGAUCUCAUCGAUUGACACAAUUCUCGUCACUAAAUGAUCACGAGAUCCACGUCCACGAUGUGAUGCUGACCUGCUCUUCCUGUCAAAUGCUGGGUGGUACAGUUCUCCAUUCGAAAGGCAGUGAAAUAAGAGGCACAGCAUGGCGCGCCAAGUCCGAAACUGUCCCCCAAGUUCCUUGAGCACCAUACCCUCAGAAAGCAGUUGGCCGUCCAGCUGGAGGGAUGCGAUUGGAGGAGAAGAGGUUCCAUUUGAAGAGCUUGUCAACGAUGAUGAUGAUGAUUCUGAUGACUAUGAAUACGAAAGCAGUUUUGAGGAAUAUAUUAGCGAGGAAGAAGAAGAAGCAGAUGCAGAGAGUCAACCAGUUGAGUGGACAACUAUAGACCUCCAAAAUGGCGUCAAGCUGCUUGUUCCCGACAACGUAUCGGAAUUCAGAUGCAAAGCCAUCCCUCUUUGGGCUGAGAAACGCACGGAUAUGUUGUCUCAGUUUCCACACUACCACGACGAGACCAUGGUCAGCGAUGUGUACGAAUUGGAAGGCGAGGAUAUACAAUCUUUGAACUGCAAGCCAAAAUACCUACAGAUCCCUCUCGUUCUGCCAACCACGAGACUUGACGUCCACGUUCUCUUCCGGUUCCAUGUCAUGGUGUGUGGCGAUGGUGGAUGGACACCUGUUCCGGCACAGUACGAGGAUUGUCUUCUGAAAUUCCCAAUACAGGGAGGAAAGUACUUCGUGGCCUAUGCACGCCCAAUACCCGAGUUCAGGAGGAUUUCUAGGAAUGCGUUCACAUUCGUCUCUGAUAAGGACAAACGCAUCAAAGUGCACAUCCAAGAAGGUGCUGUGGACACCGAGAUGACCAUCUCGGUCAAGGUGCAACCAGUUGACACAAACAGACUGGAAUGGUACAGGCUAUAUGACCCCUCAGCAUUUGAAGGGAUCUAUGCACUAUCCGAUAUUCUGAGUGUACGACACAAAAUGGAAAAAGUAUUCAACAUAGACACAACUGUCGAGCUGCCAAUUGCUGAUUUGUCAGAAGAGGAAUAUGAAUUGAAGUCCAUCAGCAUUGAAAAUAACCAUUACGUCGUCAGAGAUCUGAAGAAAGAGAGUUCCUUGAAAGACGUUGCUAUAAUGCCCCACACAGUCAAUAAUGCUACAAGUUGUCAGAUGGCAUGUGUUCGACGAGGUCUACCUACAGCAGCUCUGAUACAAGCAGCUCUCUUCCAGGCCGGGAGGAUGGACAAAUGCACUAUUCUGAUGUUCCUCUCAAAAGACAACAAAGACAGGUGGCUAACUGUUGAGGUCGUAGGAUCCAAUUCUGCAGAUCAGGUAGCUGAAUCAAGGCAACAAAGGAACUUUUUUGAGAUCUCUAGAAGUAGAUCAGGGUCUUUUUGGAUAAAACUAAGUGACAGGAUACGAGUACAUCUGGCAGGGAAUAUGAGGAGCGCAGAACAGGUAAAGAAGACUAAGUACUCGUUUCAGUACAUUCACCAGUCGAGGAACAACUUCAUCCAGUUCAGGACUCAGAAGGUAGUUAGUGGAUCUGCCUACAGCGUUGUCGAGGUUUCAAUAGCUGGACAACAGGUUCACGAAGUCCACUUCAACUAUCCUGAUGCAGGAUAUAAUUUAAAGUAUAUGAAAAAUCUACGCACGUAUAGACCUGCAACAAGAGAAGAAACCCAAUACUACCCUACCCCUGUUGCUCAUGAACCACCUUCCGAGGUAGAAUUGCCAUCCUGUGGGGCAAGCGAUACUGGUUAUAACACUGAAGAAUCUGGGAGACAGGAAAACACACGCAGUGAAGCAACGACGCCAAUGACAGUGUCAGCCUCAAGUGAUGAAAGUGGAAUGGGUAGCGGCAUAUCUGAGAUGUCUGAGGGAGCAUCUAGUUCCUCCAGAUCAAGACUUUCAAGAAGUGUGUCCAUGCCUGCUUCGGCGUCUCACAAUCGUCCCACCAGCAGCAACUUUCUGGGAAGCACGUGGCCAGAGGGGACAGUUGCAUCUUCAUCUCCUUCAGAACAUCCAGUUUUGACGCAAGAGAGUCUCCUGGUGUUAGGAAGGCACGUCACUUUACGAGACUGCCAGGAUGCCCUCAUUUCUCUAGGCAUGAACUUUGACACAAUCUGCAAGAUCAAACAGGAAGCCAAAGACCAAGACGCCAAUGACGUGUUUCUUCUUCUGUUGAGAUGGUACCAGAACAUGAGAACAACGAUGGACACUGUUCUUCUUAUAAAAAAACUAGAGGGUGCCUUUAAGAAAGUUGGUCGUUCAGACUUAUCUAACACACUUGCAAAGGUUAGGAAGAAGAGAAGAGGACUUAAAAACAAAGACUUUGCUUGAAACUUCAUGGUAGACAACUUGCACAAGAAACUAACCACUCUGUAGGCAAACUGCAGCAAGCAAUGACGAUAUAGUUAGAGAACUGACCUGGAAACUGCACCGGAAACUAUAUUGUAUGUAUGCAGAUAGCACCAGAAACUAACUUCAUGUUAGAUAAAUUGCACAAGAAACUAACCACAUCAUAUGCGAACUGCAUAUCAUGCCAUUUGUACUGUGACAAUGUUUUAUGAACUACUUUCAACUUAAGCACACAUAUAUACCCGUUGGGUUCUAAUUUACCGGUGAAAACAAUGCACGAAUCUGAUCAAUAUGAAAAACACUGGGAUUAUCAGUUUUCAGUACAUAUUAAAAAUGGACAAAAAGGAAUAAAAAAUACGGCUUUGAGAUAUCAAUGGUAUAUCAAUUCA
Molecule: messenger RNA, 2905 nt
Organism: Haliotis rubra (blacklip abalone)
Lineage: Eukaryota; Metazoa; Mollusca; Gastropoda; Lepetellida; Haliotidae
Exons: 9
Coding region: 303-2498 (731 amino acids)
Source: RefSeq, a predicted model, not a curated record